Messenger RNA from Cryptosporidium muris RN66, 4464 nucleotides. Its product is annotated as ABC transporter family protein. Gene Ontology annotation, biological process: transmembrane transport. NCBI's taxonomy places the organism in Eukaryota, Apicomplexa, Conoidasida, Eucoccidiorida, Cryptosporidiidae. The transcript has a single exon. Gene Ontology annotation, molecular function: ATP binding; ATP hydrolysis activity; ABC-type transporter activity. Gene Ontology annotation, cellular component: membrane. The coding region runs from base 1 to 4464 and encodes 1487 amino acids. The record is from RefSeq and is a predicted model, not a curated record.
AUGCAAGGUCUAAGGGAUGUAUGGGAUUUAUUGUUCUUCUCUUUCAUUUCACCAUAUAUUCUCCCGACAUAUAACUCCUCAAUAAAAUCUUUGGAUGAUCUGCCAGUUUUAUUUAAAUCUGAUAACUUACAAUAUUGGGUAAAGCGAAUAUCAGAUGCAUUUGAUUAUGAGGAGUAUUACUCAAUGUACAAGAGACAUGGAUUCUGUAUUUAUGCUGCAUUAUUUUGGUCACUCUGGAAACCCUUCCUUGCUACUCUCUCUUUAAGACUUUUGUUUGAUAUUGCAGGGUUGUUUUCACUCUUUGGGAUCUCUUUAUUCUCUUUUUCUUCAACAAAGAGAGGUACCUUAUCUUCAGUAUUGUAUAUCUUUAUAUCAAUCUUAGUGAAGUCUCUCAUUGAUUGUCAUUCUAGAUUUUUAAUUGCAAGAUUUUGCAUAAAAAUUGAAGGUUCAUUGAUAUUGAUAGCUUUAGACAGAGUUAUUCGUCAUAAAGAUAUAUAUACAGAAAUUCCCUUGACAGCAACAUAUAUGGUGAAAGGAGGUGAUAACCCCAUGUCAUGUAGAAAGUCAUUAUUGCUAAGACAGAGAGAAGUUAAAUUUAAUAGCAGCAAUGCAGCUAAUCAAUCAUCUAAUGUAUUUAAUUUAAUUGUAGGAGACGCUUUAGCAAUAGAACACUUUCUAAGCUGUCUUGUUGAUUUAAUUCUAUUACCUAUUCGCUUGUUCCUAGCAUGGUGUACAUUAACAACAUUACUUGGAGCAUCUUCUGCAUUUCCAGCAAUUUUAACAUUUUCAAUAGUUUUAUUUUUAAGCUUCCUCUUUGAGAUAAUUGGAGCACUAAAUAAGGAACCGUUUAUGAGUAAAAGAGAUGAAAGAAUUGAUAGAUGCCAUGAAGUACUUAGUGAUAUACGUUCAAUUAGAACUGCAGGACUGGAAGAUGUAGUAAUAAAGAGAAUUACAAAGUCGAGAAUACAAGAGAUGUUUUGGAAUAAAAAAAGGUUUAUAUUUAGUAGAAUCGCCAGUUUUUUUGAUUAUCAUUUAAAGAGCUACUCUCAAUAUGUAUUAUUCGUUACAUUUCUUUAUUAUAUUGUAAAAUAUCCGGAAUUAUACAAGAGUUCCUAUUCUAUAUCAACUGGAGCUACAGCUCUACAAGUUCUAAUGCAAUUGUCUUCUGGAAUAAGGGCUUUACCAACUAACAUUAUUGAGGGUACUAUUUCAUUGCAAAGAUAUGCAACUUUUAUAAAAACUCAUCCAGUAAAGAAAUCUAAAAAUUUGGAAACUACCAAUACUUCCAAGAAUCAAGAAUGUAAUGAGGAUUAUGAGUAUCAGAAUUUGAUCCCUUCAGAAGGCUGCAAAUGUAAUAGAUACCUUUCAGACAGUUGUUCAAGUUUAAUGAGAAGUUCUGAGGAAUCCUUGAUUUACCAAUCUAAUACUAUUGUAUCUGUUAGAAAUGGGAUAUUUUCUUGGGAUAGUAGUGUUAACUGUCGAUAUGUUACAAAUAUUAAUAAAGCAACAUUAUUAGAUAUCAACUUUAGUGUAAAAUUAGGGGAAUGUGUAUUUUUAGUAGGAGAGCCAGGAUGUGGAAAAUCCUCUUUAAUAAAGGCUGUAUUAGAUGAAAUAUAUCCAAUUUCAGCUGAGGUAUUUGUUCAGCCAAGAACUGCAAAUAGUGCUAUUGCUUAUGCUUCCCAAUUACCUUGGAUUCCUAGUGGAAGCAUAAGAUCAAUUAUUGUAUUUGGUAGAGAGUGGGAUGAACAGAAGUAUUCUUUAGUUGUUAAUUGUUGUCAGUUAAAUAAAGAUUUUGAAUCUUGGCAAGAUGGUGAUCUACGUACUGUAGAUGAAGGAGGUUUUUCUUUAAGUGGAGGUCAGAGGGCAAGAAUAUCACUAGCUAGAGCUUUAUACUCCCUCCCCUUAGAGGCAUCAAAAAACUUAAGAAGUGAUGAAUCAUUAGACCCAUAUAUAAUAAAAGCAUGGGAAUCUGUGUUAUACUUGUUUGAUGAUAUAUUUGUCAGUAUAGAUCCUAGAGUUGGAAGUCACAUAUUCAGAAGACUUUUUGGGAAAAAUGGACUACUUGUAAAUAUGGCAACUAUUGUAUCAAUAAGUAUUGACAGCUUGCAUCAUUACAUGACUCAAAUGAGGCUUGAUGGAUACAAUAGAAAUGAGUUGAGUACAGAUAAUAAUACUAAUUUGAAUAACUCAACAAUACCAUAUACAAAACAACUGAUGUUUACUGUGAUUGUGAUGAACGAUGGUAGAAUUCACUGGACUGGAAGUUAUGAUGAAUAUAUUCAAGAUAAAUAUUGCAGAGAUCAAUUAAUAGCUGUAGAAGAUAUAGAAGUGGAAGAAACCAAGUAUCCUGUGCCAAUUAUAAGAUCUGCUUCAUUUUCUGGAACGGCACCUAGUUCUACUAAUGAAGAGCAAAAAUCUUUGAAUACUCCAAAAAGUAUUACUAGUUCAUUUGUAGUCACAAAGUCUGAACAUAGCGAUAAACAGAAAUUUGAUAAUGAAGCCAAUACAAAGCUACCAAGUGAAAACUGUAAAGGUAGAGUUAGUGGGAAAUCCUAUCGUUGGUAUUUGGGUCUACUUGGAAUUCCAUGGGUAAUUAUUUUUCUGGUAGGAUGUAUAUUGAAGGUUGCAAUAGAUAGAAUGUUGGAACUAACUUUGGUAAAUAAAUCUGCUAAUAUAGAAAUAUCAAGAUCUGCACAGUCUACAUAUAAUUUAUGUAUUCAGCUAACAGUAUCUCUUCUCAUUGAAAGUUUAAUUAGCUUCUUAAUUUUUAUUGGAGAAGCUCUAGCGGGGAUUAAUGCAGCUAUGAAAUCACAUGAAGCUUUUUUAAGUAAAGUUGUAUUAGCUCCAUUUUGGUUCUAUGAUGUCAACUCUAUAGGCCGGAUACUUAAUAGAUUUAGUUCAGAUAUGUUGGCUAUAGACAAUUGCAUUAUCAGGAGAAUUACAGCAGUUAUAUUCCCAGUUCUUUCAUUUUUAUUUAAUUUCAUAUUUGUAGCCUUUAAGGUUCCGCAAACUAUAUUAUUUGAAUUUUUAAUCGUUUUUUUAACCGUCAAGUUUAUAGCACGUUCAUUUAUUGCAACAUAUAGAGAUGCUCAGCGAUGUGCAUUACUAGCCCAGUCUCCUUUAUGUAGUACAUUUUCAGAGUCACUUAGUGGAGCUUCAAUAAUACGUGCUUACAGAGUUGAACAGCUUUACUUAGAUAAAUGUCUGGAAUUUGUUAACAAACUUCAAAGAGCUCGUCUAUUGCAGCAUGCAGCAUGCCAGUGGGCAGGAAUUAGGCUUCAAUUUAUUUCAGCACCAUUAUCACUUGUAGUGCCAAUAUUUGACUUAUUUUUUCCUACUUCAAGAGAAACCUUGAUUAUGCCUUUAACGUACUCUAUUACAUUUGCGGAGAGUAUCAAUGACAUUAUAUUCAGGUUGAUGAGCUUAGAAAAGGAUAUGUGUUCUGUAGAACGCGUAUAUGAGUAUAUUAGACAAUUAAAAGAUGAUGAAGUAAAUCAACCUCAUAUUCUUUUUGGGAACUCUGUAAUACCAGAUGAACGCUCAGGGAUUGUAAUAUCUGAUCUAGAAGUAAGAUAUAGACGUCCUAUUGAAAAACCAGAUAAUUACCAUUUAAAUAUAGAUGGAAAGAAGACAAAAUCUGUGGAUUCAAUGUACUUUGCAGCUACACUACGAAAUAUUAAUCAAAUUGCAGGUCCAAAUGAUCAUAUAGGUAUUGUUGGAAGGACAGGUAGUGGAAAGUCAACAUUUAUUAUGGCUCUACUAGGUCUGGUACCAACAACAAAAGGUAAUAUUUAUUUGGAUGGUAUACCAAUUAACCAGUUACCAUCUUCCACAAAAAGAAAAUUGGUUGGAGUAUUACCACAAGUUCCCUUACUACUUAAAGGCUGGACUGUAAGAGACUUUUUAGAUCCUGAAAGACAAAGAUCUUCAGAAGAUCUUUGGGAGGCACUAAGAAUAUGUGGAUUAUCUAGUACUAUAAGGUCUUUGCCAGGUGAGAAGAUGCUUGAUACAAUUCUAGUUCCUGACAUAGACAUAAAUGCAAUUCACGAGGUUGGUGUCCAAGAACUACAAACCGAGUAUGAAGAGCAAAAUCAUUGUAUUGCAAAUGCUAGAAGUAAUAUUACAGACUUAGUUGCUAAGUACUUAUCAGACUCUCAGCUUAGAUACUUAUCUCUAGCUCGUCUAGUCGUAAAUGCUAGAGACUACAGAAUGAUAUUGGUUGAUGAACCUCCUCCAGAUAUAAGUGAUGAGCAGAUUUGUGGGAAAGCAUGUUACAUCCCAGUUCAUGAACUAUUAAGAACCUACUUCCCUCAUUGCACAGUUUUUGUAGUAGCUCAUCAUGCUGCAUCUUUACAAAAGUGCAACAAGAUCUGGGUACUUGGGGGAGGUACGAUUAAGACAGUUAUUAAUUCAACUGGAAUAAUUAGACAAAGUGACUUAGCUAGCCUACUAAAAAAUCACUAA